AUGCACCCAGUCUAUGGAGGGUAUGAAGGCUUUGAUCCUUUGGACGAUGUCGAGGAACCUAUAUUACCACAUGUCGGUUACACUACAGUCGACUCAGCAUGUGACGCCCCCCUCGUAUCUGUUGAUCCUUCUGCAGGUCCACGUCCUGGCACAAUCAGGGAGUACCACCCCAAUAUCCCAAUUGCCAAACCUGGAGGGCAAAACCAUCUUCAACGAAUGGAUGAUGAUGAACACGCUACCAUCCGUCACUCAGAAAAUUUACACUAUCCAUUUGCAUCUAAAUCUGAAUUUGACCUGGCAUGCUGGCUUUCGGGUGGGGCGCUAUCGCAAAAGGAAAUCGAUGCCUUUAUUCACCUUGAACAUACGAAGAAUAUUCCACCCUCUUUCCAUACAUCCAAGGAUCUGCGAGCUCGGAUCGAAGCACUACCUGAGGUCCCUCGAUGGUAUCACCAAGAGAUCAAGGUCGGUUCCCAUAAGACGAAUGCGCCGCUGAUGCUAUAUUGGAGGGAUGGUCUGGAUGUUGUCAAGCAUCUAGUCGCCAAUCCGGUCUUUGCGCCUUGCAUGGAUUUCUGGCCAUACCAAGAAUUCGAAGGUCCAGAUAGUCAGCGAGAUAAGCUUCCUCCGGGCCAUUCGUUCGUUGGUGUGAUUGGUGCUUCAGACAAAACACCUCUAACGAUCGGGACCGGAAACAAGGAGAUGCAUCCCCUGUUGAUCUCGCUUGCCAAUAUCCAUGCGGGUGUUCGCUUAUUGUUGUUUCUACAUCGCAUGAAGGCGACAUCACAUGCGUUCGCUUUGACCGCUUACCUUCCAAUACCCAAGUUUCUGGGAGUCUCGAAGCCCGUUCACGCAAUUUUAUCCGCGCGAGUCUAUCACUUUGCGAUCUCAAUCAUCACGCGUAAUUUGAAGAUUGCCGCUCGUGAUGGCUGCGUCAUGUCAGACCCAAGAGGGGAUCUACGUAUGAUUCAUACCCCUUUGGUUGCCUGGAUAGCUGACUACCCUGAGCAACUCCUCAUUUCAUGUACUGCCUCAAAGCGCUCACCAAUCUCCCUCGCUGUCUCUGCACAAUUUGGGGACCCUCUUCCACAUUCUCCUCGAACUCGCAUCCACACCCUUGAUGCUAUCGAAAGGGCCUGCACUAUUUCUGACCCCUGCGAUAUCGCAUCGUUCUAUAAGACAUGUCAGUCAUUGCAUCUAAAUGGCGUAGUUGAGCCAUACUGGAUGGAUUGGGGCGACGCAUGCCCCUCCCGCUUUUUGACGCCGGAUGCCCUUCACCAAUGGCAUAAAUUUUUCUUCGACCACCCCAUUACCUGGGCCGUCAACAUGAUGGGGGGAGCGCAACUUGAUCGUCGACUGUCGGUUCUUCAACCUCGUGUAGGAGUGCGCCACUGGGCAAACAGUGUUUCCACGCUGAAGCAGCUGACUGGUCGAGAACAUCGAGACCUCGAAAAGCUCCUUCCUGCUGUGAUUGUCGGCGCUGUCCCCAAUGACGUUGCAUGCGCACUACGUGCCAUCACAGAAUUCAUAUUUCAGGCUCAGAAUCUCUUCCUCUACGAAGAAACGUUACACUCCUUGACUGAGGCCUUGCGUGAAUUUCACCACUACAAGGCCUCCAUCAUCGCAGCCGGUGGUCGUCGUGGCAAAAAUGGUCCUCUCAAUCAUUUUCAGAUCCCGAAGCUGGAGUUAAUGCAGCAUGUCGCCCGGAGUACUCGCGCCAUGGGUGCCCCAUAUCAAUGGAGCAGCGACAUCACCGAGCGCUGUCAUAUCACCCAUGUGAAACGGCCUUACCGCAUGACUAACCGUAAGGAUUUUCAUGGUCAGUGCUGCCGCUUCCUUGAUCGACAGGAAAAACUCCAAUUCUUCCAGCUCUACACAGUUCUGAAGUCGCAGCAGGCAAGUUUAAUAUAUGAAAUGUCCAGGGAAGCACAUGCCAUGACCCUCCACUAUCCCGAAGCAACCUGGAUCUCUACUGUUCUGCCUGAUGAGCAGUAUGUCAGUGCUGGCAAACCAAUUGCUUCACUGUUCAUCAAAGAUCGCUCUCGUAUUUCUUCUGACGACUCUGUCGCAAUCCUGCUUACUUGCCGUCCACACUAUCCUCAACUAUCUAUCGAAGAAGCCUCUCAACUUUUUCACAUUCCUGAUCUCCAUCCAGCACUGGGUGAUCUGAUCUCUGGUAGAUCUUACCUCGAGCGCAGUGGAAAACGAGUUUGUCGCCCUAACUGUUCCCUUUCCUUUGAUCGCCUUCGCGUUUGGCAAAAUUUCCGCAUGCAGCGGCGCUCCGUGCAAGAUAACCGUGUUGUUGGCCCUGCUCAAACCAUUCAGGCGCUGCCGCCUAACUCUUCGAUGCCAUUUGGAAGAGGAAAUACCGUCCUUAUUGCUCACGAAAGCGGUGAACUGCUAUCCCCAGCAGCGUCUGAACGUAUGUGUAAUCCUUUCGCUUGUAACUUAGAUUCUCACAAAAUGAUAGCCCCCCGUCUGAACCAGCCUUUCCUUUAUGUCGAAUUCUUCAAUUUCUCUCAUUCAUCAGUCGAUGCCUUCAACGGCCUUCGUCUUGUUACUCCCGCGCCUGUGACUGACAUGUACUUAGUUCAUCGUCGUAUUCGCUCGAACAACACCGCUUUAGGAGACAUAGUACCUCUGGAAAGUGUGCGUCAGGUCAUCCAGCUAAUUCCCAAGUUCGGUCGAGAGGUAUCAGCAGCAAUGAAUUGCGACAAUAGUUUGCAGCUGGCGCGCGAGUUUUAUGUGAAUAACUUCGCAGAUAAAGAGACCUUCCAUGCUAUUCUUAGUUACCAGUAG
Molecule: messenger RNA, 2793 nt
Organism: Suillus fuscotomentosus
Lineage: Eukaryota; Fungi; Basidiomycota; Agaricomycetes; Boletales; Suillaceae
Exons: 5
Coding region: 1-2793 (930 amino acids)
Source: RefSeq, a predicted model, not a curated record